This is a messenger RNA of Symbiodinium sp. CCMP2456, 519 nucleotides long. Lineage: Eukaryota; Dinophyceae; Suessiales; Symbiodiniaceae. The record is from the annotation of a GenBank genome assembly.
AUGGCUGGUUCCUCCCCUCGUUCUGGUGACUAUGUGUCGGGACUCCAGUCAUCAUCCGGACUUACGCCAUUGAUGGACCGGCUGCGACUUCUGACGCCAGCUUUGUCUUCGCAUAGCCAGGACGACGAGCACCCCAGCCCAGUUACACCAGUUACGCCCUUGAAAGUCCGGCUGCAGCGUGGGCGUGCUUUGCCUUCGCAGAGCGAGGAGGGCGGCAAGAACAACAACAGCCCAGCAGCAGCCAGCUCCAAACAGGCGCACAACAACAGCCCAGCAGCCAGCUCCAAGCACGUGCACAACAGCCCAGGAGUCAGCUCCAAGCACGCGCACACGCCGCCCACCAAGAAACCUCUCUCGGAGUGCGCCACCCCCCCGCCGGUGCCAAGGAAGCGCAGGCUGACCAAGGAGUCUCUUCAACAGCUGCAGAGCCAUUUGGACGACGCGAAGUUCGACGCCAAGGACCAUCAGGAGGAGCGGAAGACUUACGACGACGGAAUCACAAGUCCAGCCUCUCCGCCA